Molecule: messenger RNA, 1341 nt
Organism: Trematosphaeria pertusa
Lineage: Eukaryota; Fungi; Ascomycota; Dothideomycetes; Pleosporales; Trematosphaeriaceae
Product: aspartate aminotransferase
Exons: 3
Coding region: 1-1341 (446 amino acids)
Biological process (GO): L-aspartate biosynthetic process
Cellular component (GO): cytosol
Molecular function (GO): pyridoxal phosphate binding; L-aspartate:2-oxoglutarate transaminase activity
Source: RefSeq, a predicted model, not a curated record
AUGCCCGAGUCACCUUUCCAGAAACCCCCCUCUGACUCCUCAAAUACCUCUCCUCAGUCCCGGCUCUCUCAGGUUUCUCUGCACAUUGCACCAAUGGCUGCCACCGCGUUUCAGGCCGAUGUCGUCCCCCAGGCGCCAGAAGACCCGCUGUUUGGGUUGAUGGCUGCGUUCCGCCGGGACACAGACCCGAAGAAAGUCGACCUGGGCAUUGGAGCUUACAGAGACGACAAUGCGAAGCCAUGGGUCUUGCCCGUGGUCAAGAUGGCCGACGACAGACUCCGCAAUGACCCCAACCUGAACCACGAGUAUCUGCCAAUCGCCGGUCUGGCAGACUUUACGGCGGCCUCGCAGAAGCUCAUCCUGGGAGGGGACAGCCCCGCCAUCAAGGAGAAGCGAGUCACCAGCUUGCAGACUAUCUCUGGCACCGGUGCUGUGCAUCUGGGUGCUCUGUUCCUCGCAAAGUUCUAUAAGCUGAACACGAAGCGCACCGUCUACUUCUCCAACCCCACAUGGCCGAACCACUUCCAGAUCUUCUCCAACGUCGGCCUCCCGAACCAGACAUACCCGUACUUCUCGAAGGAGACCCGCGGUCUUGACUUUGAGGGCAUGAUCAAUACCCUACAGAACGCAGACGAGGGGAGCAUCAUCGUGCUUCACGCCUGCGCGCACAACCCGACUGGUGUGGAUCCUACGCAGGAGCAGUGGAAGAAGAUCGCAGAGGUCGUCCGGGCGAAGAAGCACUUCCCCUUCUUCGACACCGCCUACCAGGGCUUCGCCUCGGGUGACCUGGCGCGAGAUGGCUGGGCAAUUCGCUACUUCCUCGAGCAAGACUUCGAGAUGUGCAUUGCUCAGUCCUACGCGAAGAACUUCGGGCUUUACGGCGAGCGCGCAGGCUGCUUCCACUUUGUCACCUCUCCAUCGCCCGAUGCGCAAUCGACCGUUACCCGCGUAGCCUCGCAGCUCUCCAUCCUCCAGCGCUCCGAGAUCUCGAACCCACCUGCCUACGGUGCGCGCAUUGCGUCGCUCGUCUUGAACGACCCUAAGCUCUUCGCACAGUGGGAGGAGGAUCUGAGGACAAUGUCUGGUCGCAUCAUCGAAAUGCGGAAGGCACUGCGUGGCAAGCUUGAGGAGCUGGGCACGCCCGGCACCUGGAACCACAUCACGGACCAGAUUGGCAUGUUCAGCUUUACGGGCCUGAGCGAGACCCAGGUCAUGAAGCUGCGCGAGGACUCGCACGUCUACAUGACCAAGAACGGCCGCAUCUCCAUGGCCGGCCUCAACACGCACAACAUCGAUUACUUCGCCAAGGCCGUGGACAAGGCCGUGAGGGAGACGCAGUAG